AUGACGUCGCCUACAAAUACCAAAAAAUUGCUCCUUUAUGAGGUCCGGCCCAAAAGUCGUGACCAUCCUGGGGUUCCACCAUUUACAAAUACUGCGUUUUCAUGUCGAGAAUUGAAACCGGGCCACCCGGGAGUUGAGUCUACUCCUGCGGCACCACGUGGAGAGAAAUACACUUCCGAAGAAGAGAAUAAGAAUUCUUGUACAAAAUACGAAAGUUGUGGUCAAUGUAUUUCAUCAAAUGUCAACUGCACGUGGUGUUCUCUUAACUUGAAUAUAAAAUUAUGCAACACCCGUGAAGCCCACAUUGCAAAUGGAUGUGAUAAGACUCAUAUUGUUGAUCCAAAGUCAGAAGUUGUCAUUGCUAAGAAUCAACCCACGGCAGAUGGACAAAAUGCGAUCCAGAUUCAGCCCCAGAAGAUCAAGUUACGAGUACGGCCUCAUGAGACCGUGGAGAUACCAUUCCAUUUCUACUUUGCCAAAGACAGUCCAGUGGACCUCUACUUCCUCAUGGACCUAUCCUAUACCAUGGCGAAAUACAUCAACCAGUUGGCCAAUGUCUCACUUGCACUCGUGAAUGACAUUCAAAAACUGACGGGUAAGCUGAAUGUUGGCAUCGGAUCCUUCAUAGACAAAGUGCUCCUACCUUAUACAGACACAAGCAAACAAGCUCGUAUAAAUCCUUGCUUCUCUCAAAACUUAAAAUGUGAAAGCCCAUAUAACUUUAAACAAGUUGUGAAGUUGACUGGCCAGUUUCAAGCUUUCAGUGACAAAGUCAGCCAGCUGCAGAAUUUAUCUUCUGCCAAUCUGGACAACCCCGAAGCAGGAUUAGAAGCCAUGAUGCAGACUAUUGUCUGUGGACUGGGUGGUCUUGUCUUACCCAACGAUGGACUGUGCCAUUUAACGAAUAACAAGUACACCAAAGCAGAAGCUCAGGAUUAUCCCUCAGUCGGACAUCUUGCUGAAGUGAUUGAACAGAAUAAAGUGACUGUCAUCUUUGCUGUGGCUGGCAAGAACCAGUUGAAUCUCUACAAGAAACUGCAAAGCAGCCUGUCUGGUGCCUAUGUUAGUAAGUUGGACAGUAAGGAUUACACAAUUGCUGAUAUUGUCAAAGACAACUAUGCUGUGAGUUGCCCAGCUUUACCAUUUCCCUCUUUAACAUAA
Messenger RNA from Octopus bimaculoides (California two-spot octopus), 1161 nucleotides. RefSeq names its product integrin beta-3-like. Gene Ontology annotation, molecular function: integrin binding. The record is from RefSeq and is a predicted model, not a curated record. Lineage: Eukaryota; Metazoa; Mollusca; Cephalopoda; Octopoda; Octopodidae. Gene Ontology annotation, biological process: cell-cell adhesion; cell adhesion mediated by integrin; cell-matrix adhesion. Gene Ontology annotation, cellular component: cell surface; focal adhesion; integrin complex.